Molecule: messenger RNA, 2186 nt
Organism: Condylostylus longicornis
Lineage: Eukaryota; Metazoa; Arthropoda; Insecta; Diptera; Dolichopodidae
Gene: Rim2
Product: mitochondrial carrier protein Rim2
Exons: 7
Coding region: 772-1833 (353 amino acids)
Biological process (GO): pyrimidine nucleotide import into mitochondrion
Cellular component (GO): mitochondrion
Molecular function (GO): pyrimidine nucleotide transmembrane transporter activity
Source: RefSeq, a predicted model, not a curated record
UAGAGAAUUGAGGUGUGUAGUUUGAUAAUAGUCUGUGAACAACAAAUAAGAUAGGGAAAGUUUAUCUGAAAAAUAAAAAAAAAAUAAUAAAUAAAUUUUUAUUUUAUUAGCAAAGCCGGUCUUAUAGAAAGUGUUUUCAAAAACUUUUAAAAAAUUAUAAAUCUUGUUAUUAGAACUUGCAUUAAAAAAAAAACAAAAUUAUUCAACAAAAAAAACAACGUAAAUAAUAUAUGUACAUUAUAUAUUACAUGUAUAUAUAGAAAAAAGUGUAUAUUUUUAUCUAUAUAAAGUUUUAAAUAUUCUGGCAAAGUUUUUUUUUUCAUGAUUUUUAAUGAACUGCUGCGCUAAAUAAGGCGUAUAUUCGUUUUUUCAUUUUGUACAACUACAAAAUAUUUUUGGUGUCUUCAUAAAUAUUUUUCGUACAAAUAAAUAUUUUCAAUUGAUAAAAUUACAUAACAAAUUAAAUAUAAUUAAAUUUAUAAUAGAGAUCAAAAAUUUUAAAUAAAAUAAAAGAAAAAGGAUUAUUUGAAAAGAAAAUAAUUUUGAAUAAAAAAGAGCUAACAAGAAUUUCAUAUUGACUUUUUGUAUAAAUUUAUAACUGAUGUGAAUUUUUCGUAAACACGGGGUCACAGCGUGUAUAAUCAUUUUUGUUUUUAUUGUUCUUUUUCUUAAUGUUUAACUACUUUAUAAUCCUACCGAAAAAUUUAAAAUAAAAGUAAGAAAAAAUAGAAGGAUUAAACUUUUAUUUACAUUUUUUAAGAAAACUGCGAAAUGAAUAAAAGGGAACGUGAUACCCUUAUUCAUUUAAUAGCAGGAGGCACUGCUGGAACUGUUGGAGCAGUUGUAACAUGUCCAUUAGAAGUGGUUAAAACACGAUUACAAAGUUCUUCUGCAUUCUUACAACCACCAAGGAUACCAGAAACAUCACAAAAUGGUAGCACUACAACAGAUGCUUUAUUGAGACCAGAUCAAAGGCGUAAAUUAUGCACAACAAUUUUGAGAAAACGGAAAUUACCACAGGUUUUAACAAUAUCACAUUGUGGAAUUUCUUCAUCAGCUAAAUCAAUGAGUAUUUGGCAAUGUUUAAGACAUAUUGUUCAAACGGAAGGAACACGAGCACUUUUUAAAGGUCUAGGUCCUAAUAUAGUUGGAGUAGCACCAUCUAGAGCAAUAUAUUUUUGUACAUAUUCUCAAACCAAAGCAAAUUUAAAUCGAUAUGGAUCUCUUCCACCAGAUUCUCCUAUUGUACAUAUAUUAAGUGCUUCUUGUGCUGGUUUUGCAGCAGCAACAGCAACAAAUCCAAUAUGGUUUGUUAAAACUCGUUUACAAUUAGAUUACAAUUCAAAAAAUCAAAUGACAGUACGACAAUGUAUUAAACAAAUAUAUAAAGCGUCCGGAUUUUUAGGUUUUUAUAAGGGUAUAACGGCUAGUUACUUUGGAAUAUCGGAAACUGUAAUACACUUUGUAAUAUAUGAAGCAGUGAAAGCGAAAUUGAUUACUCUUAGACAAGCACAUCCAAUUGACGAAAAAACGUCACGAGAUUUCUUAGAAUUUAUGUUAGCUGGUGCUAUAUCGAAAACUUGUGCUUCUUGCAUAGCCUAUCCACAUGAAGUAGCACGAACAAGGCUAAGAGAAGAAGGAAAUAAAUAUAACAGAUUUUGGCAAACAUUACAUACUGUGUGGAAGGAAGAAGGUCGAGCGGGCUUAUACAGGGGACUAGCCACUCAAUUAGUACGACAAAUACCAAAUACAGCAAUUAUGAUGGCAACAUAUGAGGCUGUUGUAUAUGUUUUAACCACUCAUUUUAAUAGCGAUUUUUAUGAUACUUCAUAAAAUUAAAGUAAAAAGUAAAAAUGGAAAUUGUUUUUGUUUAUUCGUUAUAGAAAUAAAUUUUUAAAGUUUUAUAGUUUUUGUCUUCGAUUUUUUAAAUUUCUAUUAAUUUUGAAAAUCGAGGAAUUUUUAAACUUGAAUAAUAAUUGUUAUUAACAAGAAGAGAGGAAGCAAAAUAACAACAAAAGUUAUUUCUAAAUAUUCUUUCUGUUUAUCUAGUAAUUAUGUAUAUGAAAAAGAAUUAUUUAUGUUUAAUUUUUGAAAAGUUACUACUAUUAUAAAUGAAAAAUAUACAAGUUUAAGUAUAUCUGUAAAACAAGCAUAUAAAAUUAAUGGAGAAAAUUCUGUACAUAUAU